CCCAGCAGGAAGAGGACGGGCAUAGGAAACCAUCCAGUGCUGCCCUCCAGCUCUUGGUCCCUCCAGAGUUCCCAGCCCUGAGAGCAUGGCUUGGAAGGAGGAGGGCAGGAGCCCACCCUCGUGUUUCAUCCAACGCCUGGACCACCUUGUGCUGACCGUGAAGAGCAUUGAGGACACUGUGGCCUUUUAUUCCAAAGUCCUGGGCAUGGAGGUGGUGACUUUCAAGGGAAAUCGCAAAGCUUUACGUUUUGGCCACCAGAAGUUCAACCUGCACCAGGCUGGGCAGGAGUUUGAGCCCAAGGCUCGGCGCCCACUUCCCGGCUCUGCGGAUUUUUGCCUGAUCACAGCAGCACCCCUGGAGAAGCUGCUGGAGCACCUGGAGGCCUGUGGGGUGGCCAUUGAAGAAGGUCCCGUGGCCAGAACUGGUGCUGUGGGCCCAAUAACCUCCAUCUACUUCCGAGACCCCGACGAGAACCUGGUUGAGGUUUCCAGGUACUGCACGGAUGUGGCUGCAGGCACUGAAGGGGAGCCCUGACCACAGCCCUGCUCUGCCUGGCUCCCAGCAGGAGAUAGGGUACAGAGGCCGAUUUGGCUGGCCAAUUUAAAUGUCCAAGCUUUAACUGGAUAAACCUGGGACAAGCCUCAAAUCAUAGCCACAAAGUAGGGCUGCAAGGACAUUGGGAGUUUUCCCAGGGCAGCCUGCUCUGCUCUGGGUGUGAAUUCUGCUUUUAUACAUCUCCAUCACAGAUAUUUCAUGGCCUUCUGGGAAAACCUGUCCUGCUGCUGCUGCACUGCAGUUGUUGGGCUGUUUUCCCUAAUUCUUGCUAUCCGUGUUGCUGUAGUUAAGUCCUCAUUCCUACUCUGUCCACCUGUCACUCCUCUCCUCUUCAGAGUCACUUUACCACAGCUGGAAAUUUCUGUCUCCAUUCCUCUCAUCCUCCUCCUUCCUGUCUCAAGCUGCCUGGUGCUGGUGGCUCUCCCACCAAACCAGAGGUUUAAAUCCAGCUGUGACUGUCCAAACACACUCCUCACCUGGGAUUUGGGAAUUUGGCCUUGGUGUGACACUCAAGCACUCCUGAAACUGAAGUUCCAAGUUUCAGCCUCUGCUCUGUAUCAAUAACUGUGGGAUUUCUGUCACUCAGGAAUGGAAAAAGCAAGGAUGAGGAGCCUACAGGAAGAGCAGGGUGUCAGAAGUCCAGGAGCUCAUCUGGGUUUAUGCAGGGAUUGAGGAUGGUCUGACACAGGGGAGUCUGACUCUGAUGGCACCUGGUUACUUGUGGGACUGUUCUAAGUUUUCUUCUUCCUUUAGCUAUUUAAAAAGCCAUUUCAAAGCUAUCUAAAAAGUAUAAAACAAUGAAGGGAGUGGGGAUUCUCAAGCAGAGCAGUUCCCAGGCUGGCCACACUGAGGUAGCAGCGAUGUCCUCACAGGAACAGCGCUGGAAAGGAGGGAGGACUCUUCUGACCUCUGCAGUCCAAAUCCUCUAUAAAAUUAAAACAAUUUCUGAAUUGUACUCAUUUUUCCUUGCUGGAAUUUCGUGGGGAAUCCAAAAUUCUUCAUGGUGCGAAAAAAAGUCAAGGUCACAAAAUAUCCAGUGCUUUGGAUGAUCAGCGGGGAUGAGCUGGUUUCCAUUGAGUCGUUUGUGGGAACUAAAGACAGGAAUGCCAUGGGAGAAAGCCACGGGCAUGUCCUCACCUUCGUCUUGUGAAUGGAGCUCCGGGAAGGGCGCCCAGGGAGGGAUCACAGUGAGAGACCCCUGGGAGCAGAGUCCCCUCGGCCCCGGCGCCUGCAGAGCUCUCCAGGGUGCUGAUGUUCCCCAGAAGAGUCCAGCUGGCGUGGGACCCCACGGAGGGUCCUGCCCACGGGAGAGGGUCAGUGCCCACGGGAGAGGGUUAAUCCUCAUGGAACAGGGUUGGUUCCCAUGGGAGAAGGUCAAUCCCUACAGGAGAGGUCAAAGCCCGCGGGAGAGGGUCAGUCCCCAUGGGAGAGGGUCAGUGCCCAUGGGAGAGGGUCAGUGCCCAUGGGAGGGG
This is a messenger RNA of Prinia subflava (tawny-flanked prinia), 2028 nucleotides long. It is a transcript of the gene GLOD5, whose product is annotated as glyoxalase domain containing 5. The transcript is spliced from 4 exons. NCBI's taxonomy places the organism in Eukaryota, Metazoa, Chordata, Aves, Passeriformes, Cisticolidae. The coding region runs from base 86 to 535 and encodes 149 amino acids. The record is from RefSeq and is a predicted model, not a curated record.